Messenger RNA from Chelonia mydas (Green sea turtle), 1536 nucleotides. It is a transcript of the gene BCL2L12, whose product is annotated as BCL2 like 12. The record is from RefSeq and is a predicted model, not a curated record. The transcript has 6 exons. NCBI's taxonomy places the organism in Eukaryota, Metazoa, Chordata, Testudines, Cheloniidae. Gene Ontology annotation, biological process: regulation of apoptotic process. The coding region runs from base 121 to 1182 and encodes 353 amino acids.
GCCCCCCCCCCCGGGGUUGGGCAGGGAGUCGCCCGGCUUGUGCACAGGUUGUGUCGGGGGCGCUGGACAGAGAUUCCCCCACCUUGCCCCGUGUCUGACCCCCCCCCCACAGGCAGGGCCAUGGCGGGGCCCCCCCAGGAGCGCCGCCGGCUGCAGGAGGAGACGCGGCUGGUGCUGGAGGCCUUCCUGCAGGGGGCGCUGGGCCGGCGGCCCGCCCUGGGGCACGUGGGGGGCAGCUACCAUGACCCCCACUGCUACGCACACAGGCGCCCCGUGGAGCCGGGGGGGGCCUGGACCCCCCUGCACGAGGAGAUCAGCCGGGCGGAGGAACGGAAACACGGCUUCAAGACCAGCAUGAAGCGGCUGCUCCAGCGACGGACCAGCCCCCGCCGGGACCCCCCCGGCCCCCCACCCCCCGGGGCAGAGCCCCGCGAAGGACAGAAGGAGCGGGGGGAGGAGCGCCCCAAGCACGGCCGGGGGUUCCCCUUCAAGGCCAUGCUGUGGAGGAAGGGCCCCCCUCGGGAGGAGACAGAGCCCCCGCCUCCCCCCUCCGCACCCCCCAACUCCCUGCCGGUCACCCCCUGCUACUGCACAGACACCCUGACCUCACGGCCAGACCCCCUGCCUCUGGGCCCGGCAGCCGAGGACCCCGAGUUCUACGCCCGCCUGGCCCAGAAGCUGGACCGGCUGGUGAAGCUCCAGCACAGCCAGCCUGGCAGCCCCUGCGGGGUCCAGUCCCCUGAGGUCGUGGCCGGGCCCCUCAGCCCGGAGCCGGGCCCCGGGCCCCUAGCCCCACCGGAGCCGGCCAGCGAGAGGCACAAGGAGCAGGUGAUCCAGAGACUGGUGGCCCUGCUGGAGGAGCAAGCCGGGGUCAUCAAUGAAGAGAUCGAGGCUGACCCUCUGCUCCGCAGUUCCCUGUCCCGCCUGUCGUACCGCAGCUUCUCCCGGCUGGCCGAGGCGUACACCGCGCGGGCCGACCCGGACAGCCCCAGCCCCCAGCUCACCCGGCUGGCCCUGACCAUGGAGCUGACGCGGAAGGUGGCCGGGAUCAGCAGCCACACGGUGCAGACCCUGAUGGGCUACAGCCUGCAGUACAUGGACAUGUUCGUGCCCUGGCUGCAGCAGCAGGGCGGCUGGGAGAGCAUCGCAGGACAGGAGGAGAUCUUCGAUGUCCUGGACUAGCAGCCCUUGGCCGCAGGGGGCUCGGGGCCGGGGUCACAACGCCGGCCCCUCCCCCUUUCCUCCCCAGAAUCCGCCUUGCGGGGAGGGUUCAGAACACAGCCAUGGCGGCGGGAGGGGGGCUUUGGGGAGAGGGUACCUGUCCGGGGGAAGGGCAGAAACUGAGCCAGCCCUCCCCAAAUUCUCAGGGGAGUUGGGGGGGGGGAGGGUGUCACUGGAGGAAUCCACCCCACAAAAUCUCUGGGUCUGCCCAGGUUUGGGGCCCCAGCAGAGAGCAAUCCCCCCCCAACUUUUGUUUUGGCGGAGGUGAGUGGUUUUUUUAUAAAGGAUUUUCAAUAUAUUUUACUAUUAAAGCUC